This is a messenger RNA of Chaetomium strumarium, 1921 nucleotides long. Its product is annotated as ankyrin repeat-containing domain protein. Lineage: Eukaryota; Fungi; Ascomycota; Sordariomycetes; Sordariales; Chaetomiaceae. Bases 129 to 1745 code for a protein of 538 amino acids. The transcript has a single exon. The record is from RefSeq and is a predicted model, not a curated record. Gene Ontology annotation, molecular function: protein binding.
CGACAACAACCAACACUUGGUCACGCAUUUCGAGCCCGACGCUCUAAGCGAACGCUGUACGGCGCUGCAUCGUCAAGUCUUCAUUUUCUUGAGCGCGCAAUAUAGAAUCAACCGAAAUCCCCAGGAAUAUGCCUCCCCAAUCUCGGCCGACCUUCGGCACUCUUGUUGGCACAUACUUCAAACAUAGAAACCGAGACUACCUCGCUCGUCUUUUGCAGAUCUGGAGUCCAGCCAUGGACGAAGAGGAGGGUACUGCUCUAAUAGGCAGCGCACUCCACCGUGCCAUCUUCAUUGGAGACGAAACCGCGGUUCGAAUGAUUCUCGACGCCGGGGUGAGCCCAACAGUGCAGGACAGCCAGCUCUACAGCCCUCUCGCAACGGCGGCUGAGGCUGGCCAGCGCGACAUUACUCGCUUGCUCUGGGAACUCGUCGGGCCCGACGGGCGGGCCGCCCCCCUUCGGUCGCCCAACUGUCUUGUAGUGGCUGCUGAGAAGGGCCACACAGACCUGGUCGCCGACUUUCUCGACAUGUGGGACGGGUGGCCUAUGGAUGAGAAACGCCAGGCACUAUACAGUGCUACAGGUGCCUGGCGGGAUGGCGUCGUCAGCGUAUUGCUGCCCAAAGUUGCCUACGAAGCCGACACCAUCCAGCACGCCCUCGAAGUAGGCGUCACCCAACAACCGAUUCUGUCAGUCGCCAGGUGGGGUUCCUUCGUACCUAUCACUAAAGACGAGGAAGAUCUCCGGCAGCAGCGCGUGGUAUGUCACCUCAUUGAUGCCGGCGCGAAUCUAGAUGUGCUCGCCAGCGGCGGCAGAAUCCCAUUGAUUCAUGCCGCGGCCGAGUGGCGCCAUCGACUCGGUGCUCUCAGGGGGCUCCUCGAGAAGGGAGCGGAUGCCAACGUACGCGACGGACACGGCAAAACGGCGCUGCAUAGGCUCUUUCAGAGACAUUCUUCCUCGUCCGCGGACGCUCUACGCAUUCUCUUGCAACACGGCGCAUCCCCCGAGCUAGCAGACAAGGCAGGGGAAACCGGACUGCACGCCGCCGCGCACACGGGAACGCUCGAGCAGUUCCAGCUCUGCCUCGCGGCCUGUGGAGACGAGGACGCGGCCCUGCGCCUCCACAACUCGUACGACGAGUCCCUCCUCCACUACGCCGCCGCCGGCGGGAGGGAAGACACGGUCAGGUUCCUGCUGAGCCGCGGCCUGGACGCUAACGCGGCCAACGCCAACGGAUGGACGCCGCUCAUCUGCGCCCUCAUGCCGGCCAAAGUCAGGCAGUGCUACCCUCAGUGCUCCCUGGCCAGCCUCCUCCUCGAGCACGGCGCCAGCGCGCAGGCGGUGACGGAGGAGGGCUGGACCGCGCUACAUGCGCUAGCGUCGUACCCCAGCGGAUACCUGGGCCUGCCGUUCGACAACUGGGACGACGUCACGCCGCUGGUCCGGGAACUCAUCGCGCACGGCGCCCCGCUUGAUGCCAAGGUGAGCUCGCUCCGGAACCCUGCAGUCUCAUACAAAAUGUUCGUCUCUCCCAACCCCGACGCGUGGGGGGUCCGGAUGCGAUCGUUCGCUCGGAACUGGGGAGGCGCCGCAUCGUGCUCCUCGGCUGCCGUCAAAACUUUGGGGAAUGGUGGUGAGGGCGCAGGCACGACACCGCAGAUGUGGGCUCAGCGGAACGGCGCGAACGAGGUGGUCAAGGCGAUCCUGGAGCACCAGGCCGAAGCGGCCGGCGAGGCAGAGAGCUGAGGGGAACGCAAGUAUAUUUCCGACUGCCAGAACCAAGCCCCUUUCCGGCAACCAUAUUCAAACACACACAUAUAUAUAUAUUGUCCUAUCACGCUUUGUACUAUGUACAUGCGGACCCUCAUCGAAGUAUAUACAGUAGGGAAAACCUUAGCUAAAGCCUAGAUAAAAGCCCCCGC